Scomber scombrus (Atlantic mackerel) is the source of this 901-nucleotide messenger RNA. It is a transcript of the gene gpatch11, whose product is annotated as G patch domain containing 11. Gene Ontology annotation, cellular component: kinetochore. The coding region runs from base 99 to 893 and encodes 264 amino acids. The transcript has 8 exons. Gene Ontology annotation, molecular function: nucleic acid binding. NCBI's taxonomy places the organism in Eukaryota, Metazoa, Chordata, Actinopteri, Scombriformes, Scombridae. The record is from RefSeq and is a predicted model, not a curated record.
CAAACAUUAGAAAAGCGGGUGCAAGCGAGCAACAGCAAUAGGUUUAAAGCAGUGUAACUCUUCUUUUUUUUAUAUUUUUGCCCUUUUGCACGGUCAUAAUGUCUGAUGAGGAGGAGGACUAUAUGUCUGACGCAUUUCUCAGCAAAAUGCAAGAUGUGAAACCAGGUGUCAGCAUGUUGAGGCGAGUAAAAGAAACUAUUAAAAAGGAGACACAACAGUUGGAGAACAACAUCAAGAAUCGUCAAAAGACCUUCAAAGAGCAAGAGAAGGAGAGCCGAGAAGCAGCUUUACACAGCUCUAUCAGCAAUCAGAACAAGGGCUUUGCACUUCUGCAGAAAAUGGGUUACAAAGCUGGCCAAGGCCUCGGAAAACAGGGAGCAGGAAGAGUUGAUCCAAUUCCAUUAAAUAUCAAAACCGACAGAGGUGGCAUUGGAAUGGAGGAGGUGAAGAAGAGAAAAGCAGAGGAGGAGCUUGAACAUUAUCGACAGAAAGUACGAGCCAAACAACAGAACGAGACUAAAUCUCUGGAAGAUUUUAGAUCAAGAGUAAGGACAGAGAGAGAGGAGCGUAAGAUUGAAGGAGAUCUCAGGAGGAGUCAGCGAUCCUGUGAGCAGCUUGACAGUCAGAAGGGUAUCACAGUCCCCAGGGAAGACUGGUACUGGCCUAAAGCAGAGGCUGAUGAUGAGGAAGAUGAACCUAAGGAGGAGGAGGAGGAAGAAGAAGAAGAGGAGGAAGAGGAGAUUGUGGAAUUAACUUCCUUUGACAAACUGCAAAUUUUGACAUCCUAUUUACGUGGAGUCCAUUUUUACUGCAUAUGGUGUGGGACCACCUAUAAUGAUGAAGAGGACUUGUGCUCUAACUGUCCUGGAGACACAGCAGCAGACCAUGAAUGAGCUUGAUU